This is a messenger RNA of Rana temporaria (common frog), 1760 nucleotides long. RefSeq names its product bombesin receptor subtype 3 (gene BRS3). Bases 197 to 1399 code for a protein of 400 amino acids. Gene Ontology annotation, biological process: G protein-coupled receptor signaling pathway. Gene Ontology annotation, molecular function: G protein-coupled peptide receptor activity. The transcript is spliced from 3 exons. NCBI's taxonomy places the organism in Eukaryota, Metazoa, Chordata, Amphibia, Anura, Ranidae. Gene Ontology annotation, cellular component: membrane. The record is from RefSeq and is a predicted model, not a curated record.
AAUGAUCUAAGCACUCGGUAAGACUGAUGGGUACUGAAAACAGUUCUCCAUUCAGGGGGAGCGCGUGAGGAUUUUAAUGCAUCAAGUGAAACUCCGACUUUAGAACUAUUUCCUUUACUGACUGUAAUGAUGCAUUUUAUCAGAUUCACAUUACCCGGGAGGUACUUUUAAGAGGGAAAAAAAAAAUCUUACUCUCAUGAUGGAAAACAAUAUGCCUGCAAAUUUUCCAUCAUUUAGCCAGACGCCGUCAUCUGUCAUCAAUGGCACCGUCUCUUUCCCAUCCUGGAACGACAGUGCCCUUUUCUACCGAGAAGAGAGUGUCGACUCGUCCCCUGGUUUGGAAGUCCUGGCAACUAUUUCUGUCACAUAUGCUCUUAUCAUUUCAGUCGGUCUCCUAGGGAACACAAUACUUAUCAAAGUAUUUUUCAAGAUUAAGUCGAUGCAAACCGUUCCGAAUAUCUUCAUCACCAGCCUUGCUUUUGGAGAUUUGCUUCUUCUGCUGACAUGUGUUCCAGUGGACGCCUCUAGGUAUAUGGUGGACACGUGGCUUUUUGGAAAAGUUGGCUGCAAGGUGAUCUCUUUCAUACAACUCACAUCUGUUGGUGUAUCUGUAUUUACACUGACUGUUCUUAGUGCUGACAGAUACAAAGCUAUAGUAAAGCCUUUGGAGCUGCAAACAUCAGAUGCGGUAUUGAAGACAUGUGGUAAAGCUGCUUGUGUCUGGAUCAUUUCUAUGUUACUGGCGACUCCAGAAGCGGUGUUCUCAGAUCUGUAUGAAUUCAGCAGCCCAGACAAAAACUCAUCCUUUCAAGCCUGUGCUCCUUAUCCCGUCUCUGAAAAAAUACUACAAGAGGCUCAUUCCCUGAUGUGCUUCCUGGUGUUUUACAUCGUACCACUAUCAAUCAUUUCUGCCUACUAUUUCCUUAUCGCUAAAACACUGUACAAGAGCACAUUCAACAUGCCAGCUGAGGAGCACACUCAUGCCCGCAAGCAGAUCGAAUCCCGAAAAAGAGUCGCAAAAACAGUACUCGUGUUGGUUGCUCUGUUCGCUUUCUGCUGGCUGCCUAACCACAUCCUUUACUUGUAUCGAUCCUUCACCUACGACACAGCAGUGAAUUCCUCCAUGCUCCACCUCUCUGCCACCAUUUUUGCCCGUAUACUGGCAUUUAGCAAUUCCUGUGUGAACCCCUUUGCUCUCUACUGGCUCAGCAGAAGCUUUAGACAGCACUUCAAGAAGCAGGUAUACUGCUGCAAGAGACAUCCACCGCCGAGCCAACCGAGCCCAACUCACAGCAGCACUACUGGAAUUACAGCCAUUAAAGGAAACAUGCAGGUGUCUGAAAUAAGCAUUGGCUUAUUGGGAGCCUAUGACAUGAAGCCAGAAAGUGACAGUGUUUAGUUAUGUUAGAAAUGAAGGAACUGACAAAAAAAGACUAUAAAUAUGUGUUCUGGUAAUGUAGGGACUGGGGAGUCAGUGGUUGCCAACUGUGAUAUAAACUGAAGGCAAAUGCAAUGUCAUUCCUGUUCAUGUCAACCAGUGUUUGUUUUUUUAGGAGGUUUUGUUUUCCACCCCUUGUCUCUACAACAUUACCCUAAAUUCUCCUAAACUGCGGCAAGUGCCAAAACAUAGAAAUGGCCAAAGCAGCAUAAAAUUCUCAUUUGCUCCAGAGCCCAGUUCCAAGCAUUGUUGUUUGGACACAGGGCUGGUGCAAGGAUUUUUGACACCCUAGACAAAACCUCAUUUUGCUCUACCCCUGACU